AAAUCAGAAGCCACUUUCUUUUCUUGUCAGCGUGGAAAACAUAAAAUUCACCCUGUAUUUGUGUACCCUCUCCUCAAUCUUCAAAAUUCCAAUUAACCUAGCCCACCAUGAGAACCGACAUAGAUAACUUCUCGAUCUUUGCUUUGGCCUCCAAAUGCAGAGCCUUUACACAAGAAAAUAUUGCAUGGUCACUUUUUAUCAUUGGUUUAGCCUGGAUAGUUGUUACCCUGAUUUACUGGGCAUACCCUGGUGGUCCAGCUUGGGGAAAAUAUAAACUAAAAAAUACUUCCUUCACAAUUUCUAAUCCAAUUCCAGGUCCCAGGGGAUUCCCCAUUACCGGCAGCAUGAAGCUUAUGACCUCCUUAGCACAUCACAAGAUUGCAGCUGCUGCAGAUGCAUGCAAAGCCAGGAGGCUCAUGGCGUUUAGCCUUGGUGAUACUCGUGUUAUCGUGACAUGCAAUCCUGAUGUCGCUAAAGAAAUAUUGAACAGCUCGGUGUUUGCAGAUCGUCCAGUUAAAGAAUCUGCUUAUAGCCUAAUGUUCAAUAGAGCAAUCGGGUUCGCUCCUUAUGGUGUCUACUGGCGAACCCUUAGAAAAAUAGCCUCUACACACCUUUUCUGCCCCAAGCAAAUCAAAGCUGCCGAGUCUCAAAGGCUCCAAAUUGCUUCUCAAAUGGUGUCAACGUUCAAUGACCGAGAAAAGAGCAGUUUCAGCGUUCGUGGGGUCCUUAAAAGAGCUUCACUUAACAACAUGAUGUGUUCAGUUUUUGGACGCGAAUAUAAAUUGGAUUCAUUUAAUAAUGAAGUUGAAGAACUAAGAGCUCUAGUUGAAGAGGGGUACGAUUUAUUGGGUACACUUAACUGGAGUGACCACCUUCCUUGGCUGGCAGAUUUUGACCCUCAAAAAAUCCGGUUCAGAUGCUCAAAUCUCGUGCCAAAAGUGAACCGGUUUGUCAGCCGAAUUAUAGCUGAACACAGAGCUCUAACCAGAAGUGAAAACCCAGAUUUCGUUGAUGUUUUGUUGUCUCUCCAAGGCCAUGAUAAAUUAUCGGACUCCGAUAUGAUUGCCGUCCUUUGGGAAAUGAUUUUCAGAGGGACUGAUACAGUGGCGGUUUUGAUUGAGUGGAUUCUAGCGAGAAUGGUGCUUCAUCCUGAUGUUCAAUCAAAGGUCCACGAUGAGCUUUACAAAGUUGUUGGAAGAUCAAGGGCCGUUGCUGAAUCUGAUAUCACGGCCAUGGUGUAUCUCCAGGCAGUGGUGAAGGAAGUGUUGAGGCUACACCCACCUGGCCCACUUCUCUCGUGGGCCAGGCUAGCCAUCACCGAUACAACCAUUGAUGGGUAUCACGUGCCGAAAGGGACCACGGCAAUGGUUAACAUGUGGGCCAUUUCAAGGGACCCAGAGUUUUGGGAGGACCCACUUGAAUUUAUGCCCGAGAGAUUCGUCGUGACUAGGGAGGAUGUGUUGGAGUUUUCUGUUCUCGGCUCGGAUCUUAGGCUUGCUCCGUUUGGUUCCGGUAGGCGGACUUGCCCUGGAAAGACACUGGGCAUAACCACGGUGACCUUUUGGGUUGCAUCACUUUUACACGAGUAUGAAUGGGUGCCGGGAGAUGAAAACAACGUUGACCUAUCAGAAGUACUGCGACUUUCCUGUGAGAUGGCGAAUCCAUUGACCGUUAAAGUGCGGCCCAGGCGUUCCUCCCACAAGCCCUCUGUACAGAGAACUACGUCCUAGAUGUCUAGUGUGGAUCUUAAAAAAAGGAAGAAACAAGUACGUACUUGGUGACGGGGUUUACAAAUCUUAACCCUUGAUCCACCAUAUGAUCAUGUUAUCUUUAGCCUGUCUCUUGGGGCCUGGGGGUCGGUUUUUAAAUUUGACAGUCGAGUAUCAAAUAUUGUGUCUCUUAUAUAUAUAUAUAUAUACAUAUAUCGUGACAUGUUUCAACUGGUGUAAAUACGAGUGAAAAUGAAAAAGGAGUUCCGAGUUU
Populus nigra (black poplar) is the source of this 1983-nucleotide messenger RNA. Its product is annotated as cytochrome P450 78A3-like. Lineage: Eukaryota; Viridiplantae; Streptophyta; Magnoliopsida; Malpighiales; Salicaceae. The coding region runs from base 108 to 1730 and encodes 540 amino acids. Gene Ontology annotation, molecular function: monooxygenase activity; oxidoreductase activity, acting on paired donors, with incorporation or reduction of molecular oxygen; heme binding. The transcript has 2 exons. The record is from RefSeq and is a predicted model, not a curated record.